AUGGUGACGUGGUAAAAUGUUCCCACUUUAGGCUGCAGCGCGUGCUCACAAAGCCUCCGACCAACAAGCCUGCCUCGAAGAAGUCUGCCCUGAAGAAGUCUGCCUUGAAGAAGUCUGCCCUGAAGAAGUCUGUCUUGAAGAAGCCUAUCCCAAAGAAGCCUACCUCGAAGAAGACUGCCACCAAGCAGGCUCUAGUUAAAGGAAAGGCCUCUCUCAAGGGCAAGGCCGCCAAGGGCAAGGUUCCUUCCAAGGGAACAAAGGGAAAAGCGACUUCAAAAGGCAAGAUUACCGCCAGUAGAAAGCUCCUCCCAAGGGAAAGGCUCAGGGCAAGGGCAAGACUAUUCUUAGGGGAAAGAGCAUAAAGGGCAAGACUAUUGCUAAAGGAGAAGCUCCUUCUAGAGGAAAGACUCAGAGAAAGGGCAAGACUUCAUCCAAGGGAAAAUUUGUUCCUAAAGGGAAACCUAAUACGAAGGGGAGGGGUUACUUCCAAGGGAAACACUCGCGGCAAGAGCAAAGCUACUGCCAAAGCAAAGGCUGUUUCAAAGGGCAACACUGGUUUUAAAGAAAGGACAGGCGCCAGGGGAAAAAUUGCCGCUAAGGGAAAGGCUGGUGGUAACGGGAUGGUUGGCGCCAAGGGCGAAGCUGUGUCCAAGGAUAAAUCUUCACCCAAUGAAGACACUGCCACCAGCCUUGUCUGUAAUUUGAAACGUGGUGCGACCCAAUAAUCCCACUCGUCGUGCCAGAGACCGGCCAGUCCCGAGAACAACGGGCAGGACGUGGAGCCAUGGGGUGGACGUGGUAAACCGGAGGAAAGGAAAACAGGCACCUUUGAAGUCCUCAAGAAAGCGGCCGGAAACAUGCAGCUAGAAGAGAACCAGAAAUACGCGUUCUGCGAAGAUACCCGGAAGAAUAUCGAGUGCCACCGACGUCUCGUUCACGGGACCUACAAGGCCACGUAUAAUCCAGUUCUCAACCGAAUCACGCACGACAUUCCCGAUAUGAAAUUCUCUGAAGUUACCUACGAGAAAGAAGACCCGUCAAAGAGUAAGCUAAAGGUUGACCAGGGAUAUCGAGCGGAUAACAACCCCUUUGAAGACCCAAACAAGUACACCUACGAAAUAUGGGGCAAGGCUGGUCCUAGACCCGAGAAGUGA
This is a messenger RNA of Clonostachys solani, 1154 nucleotides long. Lineage: Eukaryota; Fungi; Ascomycota; Sordariomycetes; Hypocreales; Bionectriaceae. The record is from the annotation of a GenBank genome assembly.